Messenger RNA from Geodia barretti, 2689 nucleotides. Lineage: Eukaryota; Metazoa; Porifera; Demospongiae; Tetractinellida; Geodiidae. The record is from the annotation of a GenBank genome assembly.
CAGCGCAGGUUCCUGACUUUGGGUGGUGUAGUAAGGGGCGUCUUGUUGGAAAGUAUAUAGCGAUGUCGCUGAAAGAUCUCGUGUCUAAGAGUAAGUUGGUAUCGUCGUCGCGUGAGAGAAAGAACGCGCGUAUAUAGCAAUCUGCGAGAAUUUUAUAAAUGGGAGGGGCUCGUCAGAGGUCUCUAUGUUGGUGCAGGGAUCCUGGAUGAUAUUCUGGGGCCGCUCUUUAAACUGGGAGAAUGGAGAGUAAGCUACUAUAAUUAUUGGUACAAUGAUAGAUUUUUCUGAAAGUUAGUCCUAGUGGAACCUCACUAGACACUAAUGGGACAGAAUAAGUAUAUAGAGGGUGUCCUUGGUUCAAUUGUCUCACCCAACUGUUCUUGGGGAAAGAAAGAGUUUCCUUAUUAGAGAGAGGGUUUAGUGUAAGGUCAUCCCAUUGUCUAGCUAUAUACUAGAAAAGCACUGUGUCACACACUUGAAAAGUUGUUUAGUCUGCUGAUAAUGAUGCUGCCAUAGGUGCUGGUGUUGGACCAGUUGUCCACAAGUAUUGUUUCCUCCUGCUGCCGAAUGCACGACGUAAUGAGCAAAGGAAUCACACUGGUGGAGGGACUGGAAAAAUCGAAAGAGCCACAGCUUGCAAGGGAAGCUAUCUACAUCAUGUGGCCUAGUGAGGAGUCACUGACAAAGAUGCUCAUGGAUUUUGACGAAAGCUUCAGAGUGUACAAAGCAGCACAUGUUUUUCUACUUGACCGUUUGCCUCCAGUGCUGGUGACCAAACUGCAGCAGUCUCCUGCCAAGAAAUACAUAAGGUCGUUGAAGGAGUCAUACAUUGGGUUUCUCCCGAAAGAGUCGCGAGUGUUCACCCUCAAUUUCCCCGACUCGUUUCGCCUCUUCUUCUCCCCCGGCUCAGCGGGCAAGGGAGAGAUGAAGACCAGGAUCGCCGACCAGCUGGCCACCCUCUGUGCAUUUCUCGGGGAGUUCCCUACAAUCAGAUGCAACAAGGCAGUUGCUGGCGUUGAGGACAUAGCACACGAGCUCUACAAACGACUGGAAGAUUUCAAAAUGCAAUCCCCCUCUUUUGCUACGGAUGAAGGGAAGAAUAAAUCAGAGUUAAUCAUACUGGACAGGGGUUUUGAUGUGGUGUCUCCACUGGUACACGAGCUGACCUACCAGGCCAUGGUGUAUGAUCUUCUGGGCAUAAAGAGAGACGUCUACAGCUACGAAGCGACGACAGAAGGAGGAGGAAAACACUCACGGGAGGUCAUUCUUGAUGAGAGUGACCCACUCUGGGUGGAACUGAGGCACAAGUUCAUCUCUGAUGUAAUAGGCGAAGUUCGGGAAAUGGUAAAGGGAUUUGCCGACUCCAAGUCGAAAUCGCCCACCGCUUCGUACGAUAUGUCCGUCAAGAAGCUGCAUCAGAUGAUAAAGGAGGUCCCACAGUAUCAGAAGGAGCUAAGCAAGCUCGCCCGACACUUCAGCUUGGCCGAGACAUGUGACAAGAAACUCAAAGCAGGGAUGUUUGAUCUGUGCAAGGCGGAGCAGGACCUCGCCACUGGGGAGAGCGAAACAGGAGAGAAGAUUGAUAGUGCCAUGAACCUCACCACACCCAUUCUCUUUGACAGAAAGAUCGGGGUCUAUGAAAAGGUUCGCCUUAUGAUGCUGCAGCUUCUGUUCAGCGAAGGGGAGGCCAAAGAGGGGUUCGCCAAACUGAUCCAGAGAGUGGAGAUUCCACCCAAAGAGAGGAGCUCAAUCCUGAACCUGGCCUGCCUUGGGCACCCCAGUGUUGAAGGACGUGAAGGCAGAGGGAACGGUAUUGAGGAGCAGUCGCAGAGAGCUGAAGAGGAAGGAGAGGGACGAAGGAGAGAGAUACGUCGUCUCUCGUUGGAUACCCAUCAUUCAAGACAUCAUGGAGUUUGCCAUAGAGGGGAGGCUGGAUACGAGCUAUUGUCCCGUGCUGUCACAGCAUCCUGGCUUCUCGCCUCGUUCCUCCACCUCCACCCACCCCGCCCCAGUCGGAGUGAGUGUCCGCAGUGACAGAGGUCGGUGGAAUUGGGUCGGAGGGACAGACAGGAAGAGAGGAGCAACAGUUAGCUCCUCUCAGGAAGAUGUCCCGAAGCCACGCCUCAUCAUAUUUGUAGUGGGCGGAGUCACGUAUUCCGAGAUAAGAGCCGCCUACGAGGUCACUCGAAAGUUUCCAACACACGACAUCGUGAUCGGCUCCACCCACAUAAUUACUCCGGGCGAUUUCAUUGGUCACCUCAAUGAGUUGGAAUCGCCAUACAAGGGGAAAAUCUGAGCAAAAUUUUAAACAUUGAAAGUUUGAACAUGAACACAAUUUUUGCCUCUUUUUAUAUAUACAGUACAAAAGACACAUGAAAUGAUCGUAUACAAAAUGUAAAGCUAUGCAUUGUGUAUAUGCAAUAGUACACAUAUAUUAUACCAAUAUUAAAUUAGCUAAUAAUGUAUUAACACUUGUCACUGUUAUUACACACCCCGACAGCGACGCCGAUCAUAAUGACUAUCAGGAUUCCGAGAGCUACGCCACCGACGAUGAGACAAAUUAUCCACCGUAACUAGAGGGAGAGGGGUAAGUUACGGAGGAGAGAGGAAGAGACAAAGAGCAGCAUCACUAAAAGCGCGUAAUUGGGGAGUUAAAAAGGUCAGGGCUAGCGUCACGUAGUUGCUUUGU